ACUUAACCAUCUGUGUAUGUGAACCAUCUUUCUAGGCAACAGCACAUGGGACCAGGAGCCACCUGCGACCCCUACCAGCCCCAGAUCCGUCACCACGGGGAAGGCUGGUACACCAAGUCGGAAGAGAAGAUGGGUGGAUAGAGGGGCCGCUAAGAAGAAGGCAACACCUGCGAACAGUGAGAGUGGGCUGGAUGAAGAAUGUGAGGGUGUGAUUCGCGAGGUGACAAUGGCACAAAGAUUCUGCAUUCAUUUUCACCACAUCAUGGCUCGUUGUGCAGCAUGUGCUAGGAAUGGUACAUGGAUGACGACAGAGGAGGUCGCAGAGGAGCUUGGUAUGGCCGCCGAUCAUUGGGCAAGUGAUCACACGCGGUGCAAUCGAGGCCAAGAGGUCCCUAGAUGUGUUACUGAUGGAUGGGGGCGUGAGAACGCUCUUUAUGAGAAAGGGUCUCGAACGCAUGCUUUCAAAGAAUGGCUGGCUGAAAAUUGUGGGCCAGAACAGAUGCGCCCAUACGUUAGCGGAGCCAGCAGCUGGAUGAAUGAAUCAUUCCACUCCCUGAUAUGCAAGUACGCACCAAAAAGAAUACGCUUUCAUGGUAGCAUGAGGGCUCGCGUGGGGCUAACUGUUAUGCACUGGAAUAACUUGCUCGACCGGGAGGUGUUGACCAUCCGAACCAGAAUCCGGCGGGCUACUCGUGUGCGGCGUGGGAAAAAGGAUCGCGUCCUUGGUCCAAUGAGGUGGCAAUGGGUUGAUGAGAUCAUGCGGGACUGGAGCUGCCUGGAUGGGGACGAGGUGGAGGAGGGGCCUAGGGAUGUGCCGGUGGUUGCAGCCCCAGAGACUCCUCAAAAGACUUUGGCUGGAUCUGGUACCCGCCCUCGGUCAUCAUGUGAUGUCAUCAACACAUCCGGCUCAGCCCCACCCUCCAAGCAGCAACGGACUGACGGGCGGGUGCGCCGCUCGGUGCUAGCCAGGUACCUUGGGCAACUUGGAGGUUGCUGGUUGGCUCAGUCGCUAACCCUGUCUUUCAUCCAAUGCUGCCAAGCAACGACCAUCCUCUCAUUCUAUGCCUAACCAUACCAAGCAUGUGCGUUG
Molecule: messenger RNA, 1090 nt
Organism: Closterium sp. NIES-67
Lineage: Eukaryota; Viridiplantae; Streptophyta; Zygnematophyceae; Desmidiales; Closteriaceae
Source: the annotation of a GenBank genome assembly